Molecule: messenger RNA, 708 nt
Organism: Anisakis simplex (herring worm)
Lineage: Eukaryota; Metazoa; Nematoda; Chromadorea; Rhabditida; Anisakidae
Source: the annotation of a GenBank genome assembly
AUGUUCGAGGACUCCCUAGUCUCAAAGGUCUUGGACCCAACCGUUGGGGUGGAUCCAACCUCGGCAGCCCCAAGACUUUAUCUAUCCAUCAUCGUUGGCAACAGUCUUGAUUUAACGCUUCAAACCAGCCGUGAAAGGCUUGAAUACAAAAAAGAUUACGAAAAAUUCAAACUUCGAGUCACUUCGAUAUUGUUGGUUAUACUUACAGUUGCACUUCUUAUUCCAUCAAGACCAUUUGACGCAAUCUGUAAUUUCCUCUUGGUUUGGUACUAUUGCACACUGACGAUUCGUGAGAGUAUUCUCAAACUUAAUGGUUCAAGAAUGCAGUUUUGGUGGGUAGCUCAUCAUUACUUGGCUUGUGCAAUCGCUGGAGUUGCGUUAACAUGGCCGGAUGAUGCUUGUUAUAAGGAAUUUCGAGUGCAGUCAAUUUUAUUCACGAUGUGCAUAGCACUUGUUCAACAAGUUCAGUAUCAAUACCAGAGUGGAUGUUUAAGACGUUUGAAUUCACUUGGACAAGGUGAUGAAAUGGAUGUCACAUUAGAGGGUUUUGCAAGCUGGAUGUUCAAAGGUCUAACAUUUUUAUUACCAAUACUCUUUAUAGUAUAUAUGUUUGAAUUUUAUAAUUCAUACACUCUUUAUAAACUCUGGGCAACAACGGACUAUGAUGCAUCAUGGCAGGUGUCUUCAUUGUGGAUUCGAGUAUUAUAA